This is a messenger RNA of Galleria mellonella (greater wax moth), 3593 nucleotides long. RefSeq lists its product as uncharacterized. Lineage: Eukaryota; Metazoa; Arthropoda; Insecta; Lepidoptera; Pyralidae. The record is from RefSeq and is a predicted model, not a curated record. Gene Ontology annotation, molecular function: DNA binding. Bases 1568 to 2872 code for a protein of 434 amino acids. The transcript has 2 exons.
UGGCCGUGGGUACAGAUGGGCAAAGCACCGGGUUUAAACCCGGUGCUUUGGUAAAAACCCAAUAAACACCCAUAAACUCCCAUAAUCACCCAAAAAAAUAGGUUUUUACGUAUUUUUUUGAAAAUAUGUAAGUAAUACCAAUAAAUUAUUUUUAUAAAUUGUAUUGAUCAAUUCUACAAUAUUAAAUAAAACGUUAACUAAUAAUAUUUCAGGAAAUUUUAAAAAUCUAUAUAUAAUAAAAUGAAAGUAAUUAAUUUUCAGUGUUUUCAUGUUGCAGUUGAUCAACAUGUUGGCCUUUUGCUUCCCGUAGAUACUUUAAAAUUUCUUCAUAACACCUCGUUCGCACACAUGGCCGUAUAUAUUUAAAUUCUUGAGCCACUAACAGUCCGAAAUACUCAUUUCUUUUAUCCUCUUCUCCAUAAAUUAAGCAUUUAGAACAGUUUGUUUCUUCUUUCAGUAAAUUUUCUUUUACUUUAUCCUCGUUUUUUUCUUUGUUGCGACGACGCUGGGUAAAUCAUCUGGACACUGGGUCUCACUAUCGCCAAAUAUAUUUGGAGAUCGGCUUCGGCUACGGCUUGGCAGACAUUUUUUUCUUUCUACAAUUUUAAAUUAAAUUUAUUAGAAUAAAUGCUUCGAACACACGCGAUCUAAGUACCUUUUGUGUUUAUUAUACCUUACCUACCUAGGUAUAAAAAGAGUACUUACGUAGAUUUUCUUUUAUUAACUGUUUUAUACGAAGAUCUUGAUCUCUCAAAUUAGCAUCCAUUUUACUUCCAGUGAUUAUCAACUAAAUUAAUAAUCCACAAAGUAUUAAAUAACGUUUUUAUGAAAUAUUUAGCACAAAAACAAUACCCUUUAAAUAUCGAUCGUCAGUAACUGUGGCUGACUUACCUAUAUUCUAGCAAGCAGGACUGCCAGAUGUGAAGGGGAAAUCCCCAAUAAAUUGUUGCAUGUGACUGAUGAUGUGAGCAUGUUCGUUUCAUAAUAAAAAUGUUGCCAGGUAACCAAAAAGUCGUAUGUUUUUGUGCGAAUUACGAUCAUAAUCUUUACGAUCGUACAUUAAAAAAUAGACAAAUAAUAGUAUGAGUACGAUUUAAAUCAAGCAAGCAAGUCAAUCCUGCUAGCAAGACAGCGACAAAAUCACGUUGCAUAACAAUGUAGCCCAAGCUUAUAUCUUAUGAAAUAUACGGAAGAGAUACGGACUUAGAAAAAACAGAAAUGUUGUUCUUUGUGGAAGUCAUUGAUGAAAUUCUAUGUAUUUUAGCCCGCAAACUUUCUUCAAACAAAAACAGCGCCAUCUAGUAUCGAGUUCUGUAAUUAUCUCUUUGUUUAUGGAUUUGAAGUAAGACCGCCACGCAUGCAAUACAUUAUGACUGGGGAUUCCCCUAUUCGUCGACGCUGAAUAUGAGGCGACGACAAUCACUGUCAAACGUGUUCACUAUUACUCUGACUCUGGUAACGUGACUUCCUGGUAACGUGUUAGGUAGGAAAAGCAGUAAAAAAGUGCAUAUUAAGGGAGCAGAUUUGAAAUAAUAUUUAUACUUAACAAGAAAUAAUUAAAGGUUCAAUGGGGAGACCUAAAGAUUUACGCAUAUGGGAGCACUACCGUACUUUACCAAACAAGUCUGUUUCUUGCAAGCUUUGUAAUAAGGUCUACAAAUUCAGUAAUGCUGCCAAAAUGCUUCAACAUCUUAUCACUUGUCCAAAAUCUCCAGAAACAUUAAAAGACUCUAUGAAACUUAUAAAAGAUAGCUCGUCCAAAACCAAAAUGUCUGGACUGUCAGAGAUAGAGACAAAUGAUUCUUUUAUAAGCCCCUCGUCGUCUGCUAACACUACAAUAAAUGCUGAGUUUCAAGACACCGAUGAUCAUAUAAAAACAGAAUUAGCGAGAGCUAUAUUUGUAACAGGGACGCCAUUAUCGAUGGUGCAACAUCCUUUAUGGAUACAAUUUUUCGAAAAAUUGCAACCAAAAUUUAAAAUACCUUCACGUAAAGCUUUAGCGACAAAAUACUUAGAUAAAAUAUAUAGAGAAAUGCGUUUUGAGUUAAAUGAGGAACUAAAUGCUUGUAGUUACUUACACCUUCAGUGCGAUGGCUGGUCUAAUUUAAGAAAUGAAGGAAUAAUAAACUUUCUUAUAUCAAAACCUCAACCUGCAUACGUUAAAAGUUUGAAUACAGAAAGUAAUCCUCACACUAGUGAAUACCUUAGCCAAGAAGUUGAAAAAGUAAUGAAAGUGUAUGGAGCAAAUAAGUUUCUUGUACUUAUUGGCGAUAACGCUAGAAAUAUACAAAAGGCAUUCGAAUUAACAAAACUCAAAUAUCCACAUGUUGUUCCUCUCGGUUGCUGUGCACAUAUCCUUAACUUGUUGUGCCAAGAUAUUGUAAAGAUACAAGAAGUAACUGUGUUUAUUAUGCAAGCCAUAAAUAUAAUAAAAACUGUUAAAAGGAGUCAACGAUUAAGUUCCUUGUUGAUAAAAUCAAGGCAGGGUGAAGAUUCUACACAAACACUAAAAUUGCCUUGUGCUACAAGAUGGGGAAGUCAUGUUACUUCGUUAAAAAGUUUGAAAGCAAAUAAGAUAGCUUUGCAAAUAUUAACAGUUAGAGAAGAUGUGGUAAUUUCAAGAGAUAUUAAAGAUUUAAUUCUAAGUGAUGAUUUCUGGACGAAGACAGGGGAAUGUAUAAGUAUUUUGGAACCAGUCACUGAAAGCAUAUUUUACUUAGAGAGCGACCAGAAUCGUUUGCAUCGCACAUACGAGGUCUGUCCGGAAAGUUCGUAUAAAAGUGUUCUGGAAUGCGAGAAAGAGGAGUGGGGAGGCCAGGUAAGCGCAGGACCCCUUCCUUAUGUCCCUAACAAUGCUUCAGUUCUGGUCUGACCGCCGUGCGGUGCGAACUGGCUUGUCACGCCAUCUGUGAAGUUACCUCUUAACGAAACCCCGUCGGCAUGGAGCCCGCUUCCGUUGAAGAGCAGCGCGUCGUAAUCAAGUUUCUCUCGAAACUCGGCAAGAAUGGCCGUGAAAUUUUUGCCGAUCUCAGAACAGUUUAUGGGGAUGAUGCUGUGAAGGAACCAACCGUCCACAAGUGGCUAAAAAGAUUCAGAGAGGGCCGAGAAAGAGUUCGAUGUUCGGGGGAUUGUCCAUCAAGAAUUCGUCCCUCCAGGCCAGACAGUUGAUGGAAAAUUCUACGUCGAUGUGCUCAGACGCCUCAAAGCUCGUGUGGCACGAGUUCGUCCAGAAUUGGCGCGAGAGGGGCGUUGGAUUCUUCACCACGACAAUGCCCCUGCCCACACCUCUCUUGUUGUCCGUGAGUUUUUGAGUAAAAAUUCCAUUACGGUGACCGAACACCCCCCUAUUCGCCGGAUUUGGCCCCGUGUGACUUCUUCUUGUUCCCAAAAACCAAAUUGGUACUUCGGGGGCGGCAUUUGGGGGACAUAAAUGAGAUAAAAAAAGCUACGACGGGGCAGCUGAGAAACCUACAACCAGAGGACUUUCAAGGAGCCUUCUCACAGUGGAAACGGCGUUGGCACAAGUGCAUUAUGUCACAGGGGGAGUACUUUGAAGGGGAUAAAAUUGAUUUACCUGAAUAAUUGUAAAAUAA